GGCCUCGUCUUCCUCGCGCGUGCUCGCGGCGGGGCUCGCGCGGGGCCCCACCUCUUCGCUCGCGAAAGCUCCUCUUCGCCUGGGCGAUCCGGGCGCGGGGAGACUGCCAGCCAGCGAGACCCCGCCCACGGUGUCGCCCGCCUCGCCCAGCGGCGGGUCCACGCGUGUCCGUGCAGCGGUGUGGGCGGACAGGCUGGCGCAGCGGCCGCGGCCACGGCCAGCCCGCUCCGCCAGCCCUCCAGCCCCAGCGGGUCGGCAGGUCCGAUUCCCGGAGGCGGUCCGCGCCAGCCCCAGCUGCCCCAAAGACCGGAUUUACUCCCGGUAGGAAGCUUCCCGCCCCACGUCGGCGGCACAGUAGUGACCAGCUCUGGCAUGUGCACGUGAUGAUGGACAGCAAGGACCUAGAAGCCGAAAUCCACCCCUUGAAGAAUGAAGACAAGAAACUGCAGGAGAAUCUGGGAAACCAAGCAAAAACGGAGGAUAGCUUGAAAGGCUCGCCUUGGCAGCCUCACCUCUCCCGAUGCCGCACGGUGGCAUUUUUUCUUUCACUGUUUGUCUGCCUUUUUGUAGUGUUCGUGGUUUCCUUCAUCAUCCCGUGUCCGGACCGGCCUGCGUCCCAGGGGGUGUGGAGGAUCGACUACAAUGCAGCAGUCACCUAUGACUUUCUGGCUACAGAAGACAUAAACAGGGACAGGAUCCAAGAUGUUCUCUUUCUUUAUAAAAAUACCAACGGCAGCAACAAUUUCAACCUAUCCUGCACCGACGAAGGCUUUUCCUCCCCCUGUACCUUUGUGGCCGCCGUGUCUGGGGCCAACGGCAGCGUGCUCUGGGAGAGGCCCGCAGCCCAGGAUGGGGCCCUUGUGCAAUGCUCCGUCCCACAGCUGCAGGGCGGCAGGUCGACCUCUGCCUGCAUCCUCGUGGGCAGACCCGGUUCCUUCGUUGCUGUGGACUUGUUCACAGGCGAAACCCUGUGGAGCCACCCCAGCAGCUUUGGAAGGAACGCUUCUGUCCUGAGCUCUUUACUCCAGCUGCCCGACGUCGAUGCUGACGGGGCCCCAGACCUGCUGGUUCUCACCCAGGAGGAGAAGGAGGUCGGCGGCUACCUCUACUCCGGCAGCACUGGACACCAGAUUGGCCGCCGCGGCAGCCUUGGUGUGGGCGGGACCAUGGGCUCCCUCCUGCACAUCUCCCCGGCGGGUGCCCACUACAUCCUUUUCCCUUGUGCAAGCUCCCUCUGUGGCUGCUCUGUGAAGGGUCUCCACGAGAAGGCGACCGGGAACGGGAGCCCACUGAGGAGCGACCCGCGCUGGGAGGGCGUGCUGAACGCCACCACCCCCAGGCUGCUGUGGCACAGCCCGGGAGCCAUCCGCUACCUGAUGAACGUUCCAGGGAAGACUGGUGAGGACCUCCUCCUCGUGAGUUCAGAGGCCUGUGUGCUCGUUGAUGGGCAGGACCUGGCGCCCAGGUGGACCUUCAGUGCAGCCCAGGUCUUGAGAAAACCCAUCCUCGGCCACUACAAACCUGACACCUUGGCUGUGGUCAUUGAAAACGGAACCGGCAUUGACAGACAGAUCCUGUUCCUGGACCUCAGCACCGGGGCUGUCCUGUGGAAACAGGCUCUCCCAGGCCUCCCCGGUGAUCCACAGUCUGCCAGCCUGCCAACCGCAGACCACCGCUCAGCCUUCUUCUUCUGGGGCCUCCACGAACUGAUGGGCACCAACCAGACGGAGCCCAGAGACGCCCAGCACACCCUGUACGUAUUCCAUCCCAGCCUGCCUGGCAUCCUGCUGGAGCUGGCUAACUUCUCUGCCAACAUCGUCGCCUUCCAAGCGGUCCUGUUCGAGCCAAGCCGCCAUGCUGCCUGCGUCCUCCUGAUGGGCCCGGCUAGCCCAGACGCGCCUGGCAUGGUCUCCGUGGCCAAGCACAAGGUGCGGGACCUUGUCCCGAGCGGUAGGGUGGUUCGCCUGGCCGAGGGCGGGCCCGACAGCGACCAGGCUGUCCGGGACCGGUUCUCCCGCCUGCGGUACCGGAGUGAGGCCUAGAGGCCUGGCGGGCAGCGCAUGUGGGAGAGGCUCCAGCUGCUGGGAAGUCGGUCUUUCACUCGGUUUGCACUGACUCCCUACUCCCGAUGCUGGGGUUCCCGUCCUAUGCAGGGACACGCGUGGGUGAGGGGAUACCCAGGCCUCUCCCCUCCUGCGCAGCACGUCCCCACAGGUCCUCACUCUGCCCCACUGGGGUCACACUCCAGGCCACCUGCCUUCAUCGUAGUCUCGCUGGGCCCUACAGCACCACCCUCACUCGUCCACACUGGCGGGAGGGACCGGGGUUCCGAGAAGAGAGCCCCAUCCUGAGAAGUCCCCUCCCUCGUUCCUGUCUGCACACCCCCCUGGGGCCUGGGAGGGUGGUUGGCCUGGGGUGGCCUCAGGGCAGCAGCUGGGCACUUGAGGCCAUUCCAGCCUCUGGCCUGGUUAGUGGAAACUUGCCCAGGGGUUCCCCUCUGACGGGCGGAGGAAUAGGGCUGCCAUGCACUGUAAGGCCAUCCUGCUGCUCAUGGAUGCCCCAGGGGCGUUCCUGUCCCUGUGCUGGCCACGUGUGCUGUGAACGUUCUGAGGAACUGGCCAGAGGGCGCACGUCGCAGUCAGUUUGCACCCCCUCAGUACACACUGGAGCUGCUUAUCCCUUGGGGGUCCCCACACCCCUGGCUGGUGCCUGGCCCCCUCCUGGUGCUCGGACGCCCCCAGCAGUCGGUGUCACCUGAUGCGGGACUCACCUUUGUGCCUUGCUGUGGUGCUCCUUGUGGCUCACUGUGCCCUGAUGACCCCGGGUCCCGCAGGAAGAAACCGGAAUAAAUGGUUUGCACUGUCUGAAA
Leptonychotes weddellii (Weddell seal) is the source of this 2869-nucleotide messenger RNA. RefSeq names its product family with sequence similarity 234 member A (gene FAM234A). Gene Ontology annotation, cellular component: cell surface. Lineage: Eukaryota; Metazoa; Chordata; Mammalia; Carnivora; Phocidae. The record is from RefSeq and is a predicted model, not a curated record. Gene Ontology annotation, molecular function: protein binding.